CUGCAACAUUUAAUAGGCACAAACCUAUCUCUCUCUCUCUCUCUCUCUCUCUGUUUUAUACCCACUGUCGCUAUGGUCGCGCCGCCCGUAGCCGCCGCGUCCUUAGAGCUCUCUCCUCCGCUCCCCGCCGUCGUCGAACAACCAAUGGAGAAACCCCUAACAACCCCGAGUCAACAACUCAGCUUCCCGAACGAGUUCCCUUACGAGUUCGGCGACUUCUCAACCUUUUCCACUUCUCCAGAGGACACAACGGAGACGGAAGAUGAAACAACCGACGACGAAGAUGACUUCUUAGCCGGUUUAACCCGCAGACUCGCUCUCUCGACUCAGCGCCUCUCUUCUCCCUCAUUCAUCACCGACAUGGCUCAGUUGAAACCCCAAGUCACUGAGUCAGCACAGAGUGGACUCGGAAGUCCUAAUGGUCCGUUUUCCCAAGUCCCUUCACCGCCGACAUCUCCGUUUCGUGAAGAAGACUCGCUGAAAGUGUUGUCUGCUGCAGCUGGAGAAGUCGCCAAGAUUCAAAAGGCUAAUUUUGAUGCUAAACCCUCAAGCCGCCCAAACCCUAAACCUAAUUCCCUAAUCCCAUUUCCUCAAAACGCGGCGUUUUCAAACUACUACUGGCUGUGGCAGCCACAUUACUAUCAGUCUCGAGUCCCAAAUGCUUGGCUUGUGUCUCCUGCUGCUCCCGUUAGAAGCGUCUUCACCGCUCCAACCACCGUUAAGCCGCCUUCUACUGGUACCGGCGUUUUCCUUCCCCGGAGAUACUCAAACCCUUCCGAUUCCCAGAAGAAAUCAGGAGGUGGAUGUGUUAAGGUUCCGACAAAGGUUGUUAACCAAAAAAAACCUAAAAUUGAAGAAGUCUCUGGUCGGAGCAAACCAAAUUCGAAAGCUCGUGUCUCUACUGGACGCGGCAAAAUCGAUCAAGCUGGUGGUGGAUGUCAGAAGCAAGAAAGACCUCUUCCAAAAGAAUGGACGUACUAAGUUUGAAUUUUAAGGUUCUGUGUGGAUUCAGGGACUUUGGAGAUGAAAAGAAAUGGUCGUAGUUAGUGGGUUGGAUAUAUAAGUUGGGAUUGUGAUGGUUACUGGUUAUAGUAGUAAAAAAUAAUUAUGUUGGGGUUAAAUUGGAUUGGGAUUGAUUAUUUAGUUAUUUGCUUAAUUUAUGUUUAAGUAGGAGUUAAUGAAUACAUUUUUUUGGCCUUGGGAGGUUGGAAUAAGGUUUAGUGCAACAACAUAGAGGAUGUGUUUGAGAGUACUUUAAGUUUAAGGGUAUUUUCUUCAGUUUUGGAAUCUAUGGGGUUGCAAUAAAGAGUAUCUGUAAUUUGUUUGUUUUUUUUAUUAAAAGAAGCAAAAGAAAGUUAUAGUGAAUCAUACUAGUAAUAGAGAAGAUUGUAUCCUGAAGUAGUUCCCUAUAUUUUCCCUAUCAAUAUAAUUUAAUGUUUGUUGCA
Molecule: messenger RNA, 1445 nt
Organism: Capsella rubella
Lineage: Eukaryota; Viridiplantae; Streptophyta; Magnoliopsida; Brassicales; Brassicaceae
Exons: 4
Coding region: 73-981 (302 amino acids)
Source: RefSeq, a predicted model, not a curated record